CUCUCCCGCCUUCCCUUGCUCCCACCCACCCUCCCCGAGAGAAUCUCAGAGGAGCAGAACCAGAGAAAACACACAGGCGUGCGCGCACACAGAGCGUGCAGGAGGCGCGCUCGUGUCCGAGCCGAAGUGCAGUGAGGAGGAGGAGGGAGACAGCCAGAGAGACACUUUCUUGGGAAUUAAUAACACAGGCAGGAGAAGGGGCAGGUGCACACAGGUGAAUACCUGGACCAUGAAGGUGGCCUUCAGAUUGCUUCUCCCGCUCAUCCUCUUGCUGAUCUUUGAGGUGAACGGGCAGCGGAAGAAGCCUCCACGGAAGCCUACUCGCCGGCCACCCGAGCCAGUCGAGCCCACGGAGUUACCUCCGCCCCUGCCGCCGGGCCCCCCCUCCGUCUUCCCAGACUGCCCCAGAGAAUGUUUCUGCCCCCCAGAUUUCCCCUCCGCCCUUUACUGCGAUAGCCGCAACCUGAGGAAGGUGCCCAUCAUCCCCUCCCGGAUCCACUAUCUCUACCUUCAGAACAACUUCAUCGAGGACCUCCCGGAAGAAUCCUUCAAGAAUGCCACAGAGCUGAAGUGGGUCAACCUGGACAACAACCGCAUCAAGAAGGUGGACAAGCGGGUCUUGGAGAAACUGGACAAUCUGGUCUUCCUUUACAUGGAGAAGAACAAGCUCCGGGAGGUGCCUAACUUCCUGCCCCCCAACCUGGAGCAGCUGCGCCUGAGCAGGAACCACAUCUCCAAGAUCCCCGCCGGGGUCUUCAACAAGCUGCAGAACCUGGUGCUGCUGGACCUCCACAAGAACGAACUGGACGACAUGGACUUCAACAAGAACACGUUCAAGGGCCUGAAGAACCUCAUGCAGCUCAAUCUUGCCCAUAACACCCUGCGGAAGUUGCCCCCAGGGGUGCCCAGUGCCAUCCAUCAGCUCUUCCUAGACAGGAAUUUCAUUGAGGACAUCCCCAGCGAGUAUUUCAAGAGCUUUCCCAACCUGGCUUUCCUCAGGCUCAACUACAACAAGAUUACCGACAAAGGGCUGCAUAAGAAUUGCUUCAACCUCACCAACCUCCUGGUGCUGCACCUGGCGUACAACAACCUCACGAGCGUCCCCUUCAUCAGCUCCAAACUGGAGCACCUCUACCUAAAUAACAACUCUAUUGACAAAAUCAACGGGACCCAGAUCUGCCCCACUGCCAUGGUUACCUUCCAAGACUAUCCCUCCUCUGAGAUGGAAAACGUGCCCCGGCUCCGCUACCUGCGCCUGGACGGCAACCGGCUGAAGCCGCCCAUCCCCCUGGACCUGAUGCUGUGCUUCCGGCUCCUGCAGGCCGUUGUGGUCUAAUCCCUUGGCAGCGCCACUCUCCCUGGACUUUGGCUUUGCACAGAGACUUGACUCCAGUCUACGUUAGACAUUUGGAAACUAUCUUGUCUCUCCUUCCCUCCACCCCACUCACCCCUCAAUGCCCUU
Gavialis gangeticus (Gharial) is the source of this 1462-nucleotide messenger RNA. It is a transcript of the gene PRELP, whose product is annotated as proline and arginine rich end leucine rich repeat protein. Gene Ontology annotation, molecular function: heparin binding; protein binding. The record is from RefSeq and is a predicted model, not a curated record. Lineage: Eukaryota; Metazoa; Chordata; Crocodylia; Gavialidae. The transcript has 3 exons. Bases 230 to 1336 code for a protein of 368 amino acids. Gene Ontology annotation, cellular component: extracellular exosome.